CUGAUUCGCGAAGCGGCGAUUAGCCCAGUUUGGUGGCAGGUGCCGUUGGCGGCGCCGCCGCGGCUCAGCGACGUGGCCUGGGCAGUCGCGCGCGCUCCCGGCCGCUAGCCCCGCCCUCGCUAGGGCGCCCCCUGCCGGGACUGGCGGGGCCGAGGCUCCUUGGCUGAAGUUUCGGGUGCGGGGCCCCGAAAUCGCUGGAGGCGGCCCUGCCCGGAGCAGCCUCUCGGGCUCCGCAUCUCCGCGGGCUCAGGAUGGCUUCUUCUGAAUUUCAAGCGUUGUCCCAAGACGAACUCCGAAAAAGACUUUAUCAGACAUUUAAGAACCGAGGUGUUUUGGACACACUCAAGACGCAGCUCCGAAACCAGCUAAUCCAUGAACUGAUGCAUCCAAUUUUAAGUGGAGAACUUCAGCCACAACCAGUGUCCAGUGAAGGCAGUUCAUUGUUAAUUGGAGCUUCCAACAGCCUGGUGGCAGAUCACCUGCGUAGUUGUGGCUAUGAAUAUUCACUUUCUGUUUUCUAUCCAGAAAGUGGAUUGGAAAAGGAGAAGGUGUUUACUAUGCAAGAUCUUCUGCAGCUAAUUAGGAUCCAUCCAAAAUCCAGUCUUUACAAAUCAUUGACUUCAGGAGCUCAAAAAGAGAACAAAAAAGGUUUUCUUAUACAGAUGUUAAUGGAGCUGACAGAGCAUCACCUAUGUAAGGAAAGUCGCAACACAGAAACUCAGACAAGCUCAAUACCUCCUUAUAGAGAAUCUCUUGUUGAGAAACUUCAGCUGAUUGAUGAACAGUUUGCAGACAUUUAUCCCCUGCAUCAGAAAUUUGAGUCUUUAGAAGUGAAACUCAUUGAAUAUCGAAAAGAAAUAGAGGACCAGCUUCAAACAGAAAUGUCUGAAAAGUUACAACAUUUCAAAGAGGUUGAAAUAGCAAAGGUUCGAAUGGAAGAGAAAGCACGAUGCCAGAAAGAAGUUUCUGAUUUGCGUCGAGAGUUUGAAAGGACAAACCAAGCCAAGUCAGAGGCUCUGAUUGCUCGUGAAAAGAAUGCUAUUGAAAGACUUCAAAAACAACAGGAGAUUGAAGCAAAGGAGGUUUAUACACAAAGACAAAGUCUGCUGAAAGAUAUUGAAAUGAUAAGAACCAGAGAGGCAGAACUAAAGCAAAGAAUUGAAGGUUUUGAACUGGCUCAGAAACUUCAAGAAGAAAAAAAUAAAGCUGUUGAUGAUGCACUUCGACAUCGGGAGAUAGCUGUGAAGAACAUUGAGGAGACUUACGACCAAAAGCUUAGGAAUGAACUCCUGAAAUAUCAACUCGAGUUGAAGGAAGAAUAUAUAACCAGAACCACUAGGGUUACUGAAGAUGAGAAAAAGAAUAAAGAGAAGGCUCUGCUGUUGCGUGAAGAGACCAUUGCUGUUAAUUCAAAGAAGGAAGAACUCAAACAAGUUGUAUCACAUGCAAAAGAGCUCGAGCUGGAGCUGGAUUCAGUAAAGGCGCAGGUGCUAUUGGUAAACAAACAGAAUCAGUUGUUGACAGAAAAAUUGAAAGAGAUUGCGGACUAUCCCUUGUUAAAGGAAGAGAAACUGGAGCUUCAGGUGCAAAAUAAACUACUUAGACAACAACUGGAGGAGACUCGCAAUGAAAACCUGCAUUUCCGAGACAAGUUAACUCAGCCAUCAGCUGAACAUGUAGCCUGUCAGGCAGAAUUGAGGAGAGUUGAACGUACAAAAAAGCUGGAACAGGAUGAGUUUGAAACCCAUAAACAACUUCUGGAAAAGCAACUGCAAAGUGAGGUUGAACGUUGUGCACAAUUAAAGAUCCAGCUGUUAGACUAUGAAACUACUAUCAGAAAGCUAAAUGUACAGGUUGAAGAUUUGAAAUUGCAGCUGAAGCAAACACAGACAGUUCUAGAGAAUGAAGUGUAUCGGAAUCCCAAACCUUCUCUUGUUGAUCGUUCUGUCGUUGACUUCACUGGUGAUAGGAUUGUACCUCAUGACAUUUAUGUAGAUGGUGUUUUCUUGAAGAACCGGGCUGUUACUGAUAUUGUUGUGGCGGAUGAUGUUCCAAACGUUGGUUAUCGCCAGCAUUCACGGACCUGCAACUCUUCUCCAGAUUCUGACCUUGAAUUUGUCGCCAAAACCAAAGCUAGGAUAAAAGAACUAGAAAAAGAGGCAGAGUAUUUGGAAGAGGCCUACAGAAAUUACCAGCAUAGAGUCAUUCAAGGUGCAGUUGCAAGCAGGACACCAACAACGUCCCCUCUAGCUUUACGAAAUGCUGUUAGAUUCCCUUUGGCUUCUCAACACAGAGUUAUGUUCGUAGAAGACAACCUUGGCUCUCAGCAUUUCUCUCUUAGCAGUCCGAGAGGUCCAAGAUAUGUGACACCUGGGCAUGAUGAUGUCUUGAAAAAUCAUCUAACUACUCCACGAAGAAGAGUCUCUUCCUCCAGACGUCUUUCUUCUACUCCUCUUUCCAAAGUGGAGAGAAACGUCAAUAGCCAUAUACUUCCAGAAGAUAGCAGUGAGUCGUUCCUAGUCUCUUCCCAACAGAGUGUCGACCAGCCUCUUUCUCCUAUUUUGAGGGCAGGCCAUCUUUCAUCUUCUGAAUCGGCUCCUUCCUCUCCAACCAGUCAUGGACAAAAAUUGAGUCUUUGUAAACAGCAAGCUGAUAAUCAGGACUUCAAUGACUCUUCAAAGCCAGAAAAGCUAGCAUAUGAGGACCUUGAAGAACAUGAUUCUUCUCUUAAAUGUCUGCUGCACCCUAAGCCUACCCCCAGCUCCGUCCUCAGCUCCACUUCUGCUCCUGGACCCAGCUCCCGACCCCUGACCCCGACUGCGACUCCUAACCACAGUUCUGGCCCUGAGUCCAGCUCCGGUGGGUGUGUGUGGACAGAUUCAAUUACAGAUCAAGGGGACAUUCCAGAGCAGUUUGAAAGUGAUGUGUCACAUCCAUCUGGGGACAGCGUCAAUGGGAGCAAUGUCACAAACGCUGUGCCAGCAACAGCCACUUCACAGCAGGAUUUAACAGUGGUUGAUCAAAGACAGUCUGAAGAACAGAAAAGAGAAGAGAGUGAGAAAAAAUGGGAAGAAGAAAGAAGAGAAAGAGAAGAAAGAAGGCAGAGAGAAAGGCAGGAAGCACUGGAAAGGGAGGAAAGAGAACUAGAAAAACUGAAUGACGAAAUGAAGUUGAUCCAAGAUUCGUUGAAAAGUGAAGAAGAAGAAAAAAAGACAGACCGUGAAGUGGAAGAGUUGGAAAUCAGUAGUCCUGAUGCUAAAGACAAUUUGUGUGACCCUCGUCCUAAUCCACUAGAAAAAUACAUGAAACUGAUAGAGCAGAGCAGAGAGCAGGAGCUGACAAACAAGAGCUCCAAAAAAGAGGAAGUGGAAGAAGUAUCACUGAUAGAGAGACUCCUGUCUAGUGAAAAAGAUGACAGUGCUGCAGGCGUCUCUCAUGGAGAACCAGAUGAAGACUUCUGGUGAAUAGCCGCUACUCUCUCCUAAUGACCAGCACAGUGGAGGAUGGUGUGAAGUUAUGUAAACAGUCACUAGACCACAAGAACUGAAUAUUUUCAUGCACAGUGGUUUCAGCUGGGGAUCAGAAUUAAAGUUUAACAUUAUAAGCCUUUUACAAAGACAUUAUCCCAAAUGAGUCCUUUUAGAUGAAUCUGCUAUGACUGGUAGUACUAAUAGCUGCUAAAACCUUAAGCACAUGGCCUAACCUUUGUGUUUUAAGCUUUCCCCUGUCUUCACAAAAUAUUCUAGGAGUCAGUACAGCCUGUUGAUCAGAAAGUGUUUGUUUUCGUAUUCGUGAAAAAGCUCUGGGCGGUGACUGAAAAGCAAAGCUGCCUGUACUAUUAGGAUAUAAAGCAGUUCAACAUUUUUUCAGGUAAAUUAGGUGGCUUUUAAAAAAUACCAUCCUGCCUUAAGACAAGAGAGUUUUAAAGAUUAAAUGAUAAAAAUGAAAAUUCAGACAAAGUAGAUUUGAAAGUGAUGGUCUUUUCCAGCAUGCUUACAUUGCUGGUUUCACAAAACGGCAUGUCAAGCUGACUAUCUGCGACACAAGAGCUCAGAUAGGCCGAUUGUGAUGCAUUCUGAUAGACACCUGAUAGCUAUUUCUUUGAGACCUUUAGAUUAGUGCAGUUAACUUGUUGAAGUACUUUUCUACAGAAGCAGCAAGACAGGGGAAGAAAAAUACACUUUAAAAGGCAAUCUUCAUGCUGUUUCACUGCUGGUAUAUUAAAUACUCCAUAGGAGUGGGUAUAAACACGACUGUCUUAAUCCUCUUCACUUUUUUAGGUUUGCAUUUUAUAGACUGUUCUGGUAUUUUAUAAUAAAAUGUGUCAACGGUGCUCUGUGAAGUUCUCAUUAUUGAACAGAAUUUCCAAUUAGUAAGAAAUGUAAUAUGGAAGUACUCUUUGGUUUGUGGGUAAAUAUUUUAAAGCAGCA
Caretta caretta (loggerhead turtle) is the source of this 4430-nucleotide messenger RNA. It is a transcript of the gene OFD1, whose product is annotated as OFD1 centriole and centriolar satellite protein. Gene Ontology annotation, biological process: epithelial cilium movement involved in determination of left/right asymmetry. Gene Ontology annotation, cellular component: centrosome; ciliary basal body. The record is from RefSeq and is a predicted model, not a curated record. NCBI's taxonomy places the organism in Eukaryota, Metazoa, Chordata, Testudines, Cheloniidae. Gene Ontology annotation, molecular function: protein binding.